This is a messenger RNA of Argentina anserina (silverweed cinquefoil), 1473 nucleotides long. RefSeq names its product transcription factor CSA-like. The transcript has 3 exons. Bases 35 to 1054 code for a protein of 339 amino acids. Gene Ontology annotation, biological process: regulation of DNA-templated transcription. Gene Ontology annotation, cellular component: nucleus. The record is from RefSeq and is a predicted model, not a curated record. Gene Ontology annotation, molecular function: RNA polymerase II cis-regulatory region sequence-specific DNA binding; DNA-binding transcription factor activity, RNA polymerase II-specific. NCBI's taxonomy places the organism in Eukaryota, Viridiplantae, Streptophyta, Magnoliopsida, Rosales, Rosaceae.
UGAACUAAAGGGUCCUCAUCAACAACAACCCCAGAUGAUGACUGACUCUAGUUAUCGUCAAGAUUUGAACUAUAUGCCGUCUCAGCUGUGUCUCUCAAGCACCAUUGUUAGAGUCGUGGCUGAUUCUGAAAUGGGUUAUGGUAUUGGUGUUCAUGACAGAAAGAGAAAGAGCACCAUGGCUCCUAGUCUUGCUGGAGACGAAUCUGAUCGGGAAGAUGUUGUACAGGGCCUUGCUGCUGGGCAUGGGAAAACUAAGCUUUGUGUUAGAGGCCAUUGGAGGCCAGCUGAAGACUCCAAACUCAAACAACUUGUGGCCCAGUUUGGUCCUCAAAACUGGAACUUGAUUGCUGAGCACCUUGAUGGUAGAUCAGGGAAAAGUUGCAGACUGAGAUGGUUUAACCAGCUAGAUCCAAGGAUCAACAGAAGGGCUUUCAGUGAGGAAGAAGAAGAGAGGCUUCUAUCUGCUCAUAGACUCUACGGCAACAAAUGGGCCAUGAUUGCAAGGCUCUUCCCUGGAAGGACUGAUAAUGCUGUCAAGAACCAUUGGCAUGUCAUCAUGGCUAGAAAGCACAGAGAGGAAUCCAACGUUUACAAGAGGAGAAGGCCCUCUUCUGCUUCUCAGCCUAUCAUGAUUCCUCAUGAUGAUGAAGAUCAAGAAAAUGGGACUAAGAAUAAUGCCUCUAGUGAUCGUUCAACAAUCUCAAUCAACACCAGUAACGAUGAAUCUGGCUCUGCAGCCUCUGCCUCAACAUGUACUACUCAUCUCUCCCUCACUCCCUCAAAUAGUCCACUGAUGCCCAGCUUUUUCAAGAACAACAAUCCAUUUCAGCAAUACAAAACCUUUGGAUCACAGCUGGUUGAAGACUCUGGCAGGAUUAAGGGCAGUAAGAAUGGUCAGUCAUCAGAUUCAAACUCUGAAAUUUCCGGAGAUGAAUCAAUUCUUACCACCUAUAAGACCAGCAACAAUAAUGUUUCUUCCAUGUCUGGAGAAGAUCAUAAUGACAAGACGAGUGCGAUGCCAUUCAUUGAUUUCCUUGGAGUAGGCUCUACUUAAAACAAAGAAAUUUGGCAAAAAUGUGCAAGGAAGUGCUCAACUUAGAAAGGACACCACCAUGGUUCUUGUGUGAUGCGGAAAAAGUGGGGGGUGAUCAUGUCCACAGUCUUGAUGUACAGUUAGUUUCCAUUGGAAGGCAAAAGGAGAAGAAGAAAUCUAGUGGUAAAAAUAGCUAGCUAAGCUACUUGGAUGAAAAAGAAUAGGAGAAAUCUAGACUAGUGUGAGUGAAAAAGUUAGCUAUGAGGUUGAAAAUAAUUCUGAAAACCGUUUUUGGAAUUUUGCAAAGCAACAGAGUCACUGAUGAGUCUUGUGUUACAUGGGGAAAUUCCAAAGACAUUGUUGCUUCUCAUGAACUACUGUUUGUUGUAUCAUGUAAUGCGCUUGUUGUAUAUAUGAAUGAAGUGAAGCUGCCCACAUUU